Talaromyces rugulosus is the source of this 1830-nucleotide messenger RNA. RefSeq lists its product as uncharacterized. The coding region runs from base 1 to 1830 and encodes 609 amino acids. The transcript has 5 exons. Gene Ontology annotation, molecular function: protein-containing complex binding. Lineage: Eukaryota; Fungi; Ascomycota; Eurotiomycetes; Eurotiales; Trichocomaceae. Gene Ontology annotation, cellular component: ESCRT I complex. The record is from RefSeq and is a predicted model, not a curated record. Gene Ontology annotation, biological process: protein transport to vacuole involved in ubiquitin-dependent protein catabolic process via the multivesicular body sorting pathway.
AUGGAUUUCCAACGCCCUUUAUCAUACGCUCCAACGCCCUACAGCUAUACGCCAAAUCCUGCCCUGUCGUCUUCGAUCAAUCUCGAUGAAGUAAGUCCGCGAUCCCUCAUUUCCGACCCGACUAACCCCGGCAAGGAAGUGAAGCUUGCAUCUAGCUCUACCGAGCGCGAUCUUUACGAAUCGCUCGCCGAGAUUUAUAGCAUAAUCAUCACGCUGGAUGGACUCGAAAAGGCCUACAUUAGAGAUGCGAUACCGGAAGCAGAAUAUACUGAAACAUGCGCUCGUUUACUGAAACAGUACAAAUCGACAUUAGGUGACGACACUGUUGCACGGGAGUUUGUGGACCUGGAAACGUUCAAACGCACGUGGGAUCUUGAAUGUCCUAGAGCAACCGAACGUCUACGAAUUGGUCUCCCGGCCACCGUUGAGCAAGCUCCCCACGGUGCUCAUACUCCAAGCAGUGGUGCGCCCACCAACGCGCCUGUUGGUGGUGCAUCUGGCAGUCUUAUUCUCACAGCGACGGAAAACUUCAUCACCUUUUUAGACGCCUUGAAAUUGAAUAUGGUCUCGAAGGAUGCGCUACACCCGUUACUAUCUGAAGUCAUUCAGUCGGUAAACAAGGUCACUGACCGAGACUUCGAAUCCCGGGGAAAGAUCAUCCAGUGGCUCAUCGCGCUGAACCAGAUGCGAGCGACAGAAGAGCUAAGCGAUGAUCAGGCUCGCGAGCUACCGGUGCACGCCCGGUCACCUGGGCUGCACUUUUCUGUAGUCGUCGUCCCUUCUCUCACAAUGAUUACCGCAGACAAUGACGAGCCUCUUCACGUGCUCGAUUUGCCCCAACUUUAUACCAAACCGUCUGCCAAAGAUAUCCUAGAUACCCUCGAUUUGCUCGCCGUUCAACCGAAAUCCUUUGGAAGUGCCGCGCGGGACGUGGUAAAGCCGGCCAUACAGCCAACCGAUGUAGCAAAAUACCUCACUUCCAUCAUAUCGAGUCCUUUGGCAUGGCUGGAGUCUGAUGAACUGAGAGAAACUAUAUGGGAUGCGACGGCAGUGAGACUCAGUGAGCGGGCUGGUAGAACUGCCAUGCCAGCGCUUUCUCGUGUAUUCGAAAUCCCAACUUCUUCAAAUGAGGAAUUUACCCUCACCCUCCAUGAGCCGUCUCUGACGUCCGAUAACUUAGGAAUGAAGACAUGGGUAUCGUCUUACCUGCUAUCGCAUCGUCUCCAUUCCAUUUUCGACUCCGUGCCGAAUCUAGUCCACCCCGUUUUAAACAAUGAUAAGUCGGUCAAAAAGACCUCCCCCAUCAGGGCAUUAGAGUUAGGUUCCGGCACCGGGCUUGUCGGCCUAUCCUUCGCAAUUCUCCGCGGCCCCCUGGCCUCAAUCCACCUCACCGAUUUGCCAGCCAUUGUUCCCAAUUUAGCACACAAUGUGACACUCAAUUCCGAGCUUUUGGAACAAACCAGCGCCGAGGUUACCACAGGUGUGCUUGAUUGGUCUGUGACCCCGGAGUCGACUCCAACUAGGGAUGAGCAAUAUAAUGUUAUCUUGGCUGCCGAUCCGCUUUACUCUCCUGAUCAUCCCAAGCUGCUGGUCCAGACUAUUGAAAUAUGGUUAAGCCGGGACUUAGAUGCACGCGUCGUCGUAGAAUUGCCUCUUCGAGAUGCCUAUCUCCCUCAGGUCAAAGAACUUCGCCAGAGAAUGCAAGAUGUCGGUUUGGUAAUUGUCGAGGAAGGUAACGAAAGUGGAUAUGAUGACUGGGAAGGGGCAAAUGGAGACUCUGUCGAGGUUCAUUGCUGGUGGUCAGUGUGGGGAUGGAGCGAAAGGCUGUAG